Molecule: messenger RNA, 1920 nt
Organism: Lampris incognitus (smalleye Pacific opah)
Lineage: Eukaryota; Metazoa; Chordata; Actinopteri; Lampriformes; Lampridae
Product: basic proline-rich protein-like
Exons: 4
Coding region: 1-1920 (639 amino acids)
Source: RefSeq, a predicted model, not a curated record
AUGACGCCUGAUGAUGAUGACUUCGAGGUGCAGAAUAGGGCUAGCAAGACCAGGCAAAAUACUGACGUGAGUCAAGGAUUUACUCAGAGCCAGGUGCCAGUAACUAGGCCUGAGGCCCCAGUACCAACCCAGUCUUGCCAGGCCCCAGCAACAACCCAGCACAUCCAGGCCCCAGCACCAACCCAGCACUUCCAGGCCCCAGUACCAACCCAGUACUUCCAGACCCCAGCACCAGCCCAGCACUUCCAGACCCCAGCACCAACCCAGUCUUGCCAGGGCCCCAGCACCAACCCAGCACAUCCAGGCCCCAACACCUACCCAGUUUUGCCAGGCCCCAGCACCAACCCAGCACAUCCAGGCCCCAACACCAACCCAGUUUUGCCAGGCCCCAGCACCAACCCAGCACAUCCAGGCCCCAACACCAACCCAGUUUUGCCAGGGCCCAGCACCAACCCAGCCCUUUCAGGCGCCAGCACUAACCAAGUCUUGCCAGGCCCCAGUACCAACCGAGCACAUCCAGGCCCCAACACCAACCCAGUUUUGCCAGGGCCCAGCACCAACCCAGCCCUUUCAGGCGCCAGCACUAACCAAGUCUUGCCAGGCCCCAGCACCAACCGAGCACAUCCAGGCCCCAACACCAACCCAGUUUUGCCAGACCCCAGCACCAACCCAGCACUUCCAGGCCCCAGUAACAACCCAGUCUUGCCAGGCCCCAGCACCAACCCAGCACAUCCAGGCCCCAACACCUACCCAGUUUUGCCAGGCCCCAGCACCAACCCAGCACAUCCAGACCCCAACACCAACCCAGUUUUGCCAGGCCCCAAUACCAACCCAGUUUUGCCAGGGCCCAGCACCAACCCAGCCCUUUCAGGCGCCAGCACUAACCAAGUCUUGCCAGGCCCCAGCACCAACCGAGCACAUCCAGGCCCCAACACCAACCCAGCCCUUUCAGGCGCCAGCGCUAACCAAGUCUUGCCAGGCCCCAGCACCAACCCAGCACUUCCAGACCCCAGCACCAAACCAGUUUUGCCAGGCCCCAGCACCAACCCAGUCUUGCCAGGCCUCAGCACCAACCCAGCAUUUCCAGGCCCCAGUACCAACCCAGUCUUGCCAGGCCCCAGCAACAACCCAGCACAUCCAGGCCCCAGCACCAACCCAGCACUUCCAGGCCCCAGCCCCAGCACCAACCCAGCACAUCCAGGCCCCAACACCAACCCAGUUUUGCCAGGGCCCAGCACCAACCCAGCCCUUUCAGGCGCCAGCACUAACCAAGUCUUGCCAGGCCCCAGUACCAACCGAGCACAUCCAGGCCCCAACACCAACCCAGUUUUGCCAGGGCCCAACACCAACCCAGCCCUUUCAGGCGCCAGCACUAACCAAGUCUUGCCAGGCCCCAGCACCAACCCAGCACUUCCAGACCCCAGCACCAACCCAGUACUUCCAGACCCCAGCACCAACCCAGCACUUCCAGGCCCCAGUACCAACCCAGUUUUGCCAGGCCCCAGCACCAACCCAGCACAUCCAGGCCCCAACACCUACCCAGUUUUGCCAGGCCCCAGCACCAACCCAGCACAUCCAGGCCCCAACACCAACCCAGUUUUGCCAGGCCCCAACACCAACCCAGUUUUGCCAGGGCCCAGCACCAACCCAGCCCUUUCAGGUGCCAGCACUAACCAAGUCUUGCCAGGCCCCAGCACCAACCGAGCACAUCCAGGCCCCAACACCAACCCAGCCCUUUCAGGCGCCAGCACUAACCAAGUCUUGCCAGGCCCCAGCACCAACCCAGCACUUCCAGACCCCAGCACUAACCAAUGUGAUGGCAUGGUACAGUCGCGACAAGCCAAUAGCCGGAACUUGCCACUGCAGCAGCGCGACGUGAAAAGACGAGAAGAAACCGAACUGGACACACGGCUGAUGUGA